This is a messenger RNA of Sinocyclocheilus rhinocerous, 4250 nucleotides long. RefSeq names its product adenylate cyclase 5 (gene adcy5). Gene Ontology annotation, cellular component: plasma membrane. Gene Ontology annotation, molecular function: adenylate cyclase activity. The record is from RefSeq and is a predicted model, not a curated record. The transcript is spliced from 21 exons. Lineage: Eukaryota; Metazoa; Chordata; Actinopteri; Cypriniformes; Cyprinidae. Gene Ontology annotation, biological process: adenylate cyclase-activating G protein-coupled receptor signaling pathway; intracellular signal transduction; cAMP biosynthetic process. Bases 447 to 3908 code for a protein of 1153 amino acids.
CUUUAUUAGCAUAACAAACAAACAAUUUUCACCCACUCUCCCUUACGUACAGCUGUGCGGGUAGUCCCGCCCACUUAUCCAAAUCACUGUGUACUGACACACAGGUUGACCAAUAAAAAAUAUAUAAUGGCAACUUGUGCAACCAGCUAUCCAAUAGGAUCGCACGUAAGGCGGGGCCUAAAGAUCAAACUUGGUUGAAUGGCAAUACAAAGACAAGAAGCACCAAAACGGAGGAUAACGCUUAAUCAAUUCUGCGUGCUUCGGUCUUGAGAAUCUGCAGGGAAAGGACGUGCAGCUCGUCCGGCACAGUCAUUACGCAGCUCAGCUCGCGCAGAGCGGAUUCGACGUUCCUCUGGCGUGACAAUUCAUCUUCUCAUCUAGACGCCAGCGCUGAUGAUGCUGCUAGUGCACCAAGAUCAUUGGAGAUACCUAUCUGCACAGCACGGAUGAAGACUCCUUCACUAAAAGACACUUGUGAGGUCAUCUUGGGAAGACGCAACUUCUCAUGCAGAUCUAACAGCGUGAGCCCACCCGGCGCUGGCGCUCCUGGACUGAGGGGAGGGACGGAGCACAGAUCCGCUUGGGGCGAGUCUGAGUCCGUGGCGAACGGAUGUCCAUACUCGGCCAGAUCCUCCUGCAAAAAGCUCAUACGGUCCAACAGCCGGUGGAGAGAGGACGAUGACUUCGAGCGACAACCGGGCCGAGCCACGACCACCGUCAGCCGGGUUAGUUUCAGAUCCAAGUCUGCCUGGCAAGAACACGGGGAGGAGAGUCGCAACAAUAACAGAUCUUCCCCGAGGUACCGUGAUGGAGAAGUGAGACCCAAGUCCGUGGAGUUGGGUUUGGAGGACAGAAGAACCAAGUCCAAACCAGAGGAGGAGCCCAUGCCAGAAGUGAACUUUUCCAUGAGCGCGUGCUGCAACGGCCUGAUGCAGAUUUUCAAAUCUAAGAAGUUCCAGUCGGAGAAGUUAGAGAGGCUUUACCAGCGUUACUUCUUCCGACUUAACCAGAGCAGCUUGACGAUGCUCAUGGCCGUUCUGGUGCUGGUGUGCGCGGUGAUGCUGGGGUUCCACUGCGCUGGAGGAGUGUAUCGACUCACUUACGUGGUGGUUUUCUCCACGGCAAUCUUACUCAUUCUUACGCUGAUGGUCGUGUGCAACAGGAACGGCUUCCAUCAGGAUCACAUGUGGAUAGUUUGCUAUGUGCUCAUUUUGGUGGUGCUGGCUGUACAGGUGAUCGGUGUGCUGCUCGUGGAGCCGCGCAGCGCGUCUGAAGGCAUCUGGUGGACCGUGUUUUUCAUCCAUGUCAUUUACACACUUCUGCCGGUGCGGAUGAGAGCAGCGGUCAUCACUGGAAUUAUACUGUCUACCAUACAUGUGCUGGUCUCGUGGAAGUUAAACGAAAUGGACGUCUUUUUGUGGAAACAGCUCGUGUGCAAUGUCCUGAUCUUCUCCUGCACUAAUAUAGUUGGCGUGUGCACACACUACCCAGCAGAAGGCUCACAGAGGCAAGCCUUCCAGGAGACCAGAGAAUGUAUUCAAGCCCGCCUGCACUCUCAGAGAGAAAACCAGCAACAGGAACGCCUCCUCCUCUCUGUGCUUCCUCGAAAUGUCGCCAUGGAGAUGAAAGCCGACAUAAAUGCCAAACAAGAGGAUAUGAUGUUCCACAAGAUCUAUAUUCAAAAGCAUGACAAUGUGAGUAUCCUCUUUGCCGACAUUGAGGGCUUCACCAGUCUGGCUUCUCAGUGCACUGCACAGGAGUUAGUGAUGACCCUCAACGAGCUCUUCGCACGAUUCGACAAACUGGCCUCCGAGAAUCACUGUCUGCGGAUUAAGAUCCUGGGCGACUGCUACUACUGCGUGUCGGGGCUGCCUGAGGCCCGUGCUGACCAUGCACACUGCUGCGUGGAGAUGGGUGUGGACAUGAUCGAAGCAAUCUCGCGUAUUCAUAUCACCAAGGCCACACUGAAAUAUCUGAAUGGGGAUUAUGAUGUGGAACCGGGAUUUGGUGGAGAAAGAAACGUCUAUCUCAAGAAGCACAACAUUGAAACUUACCUCAUUGUGGGCUGCAGUCAGAAGCAGAAAGAAGAAAAGGCCAUGAUUGCUAAAAUGAACCGGCAACACACCAACUCGGUCACACAUAAUAGCACUCACUGGACCGACCGGCCCUUCUACAAUCACCUGGGUGGAAAUCAAGUUUCCAAAGAGAUGAAGAGGAUGGGAUUUGAGGAUCCCAAAGACAAAAACACGCAAGAAAACCUGAACCCUGAGGAUGAGGUGGAUGAGUUUCUGGGACGUGCCAUUGACGCUCGAAGCAUCGACCGAUUGCGGUCCGAACAAGUCAAGAAAUUUCUGCUGACAUUCCAAGAACCUGACCUGGAGAAGAAGUACUCCAAACAGGUAGACGCCAGGUUCGGAGCGUAUGUAGCCUGCGCUUCCCUCGUCUUUUUAUUCAUCUGCUUCAUUCAGAUCGUCAUUGUGCCGCACUCUGGGCUGAUGGUUGGCUUCUAUAUGCUGUGCCUGGUCCUCGUGAUGGCUGUCAUGUUCAUCUCAGCCAUUUACUCCUGUUUUGGGUUUUUCCCUGUGCCUCUGCAAACUCUCUCAAAAAGGAUUGUUCAGUCCAGAAUCAACAGCACCCUGGUGGGGGUUUUUACAACCGUCCUGGUCUUUCUCUCCGCUUUCAUUAACAUUUUUACCUGCAGUACGGAUGACCUGAAGACAUGUUUAGGGCAGGAGUUAAACAUCAGCCCCAGCGUUGUAAAUGCUUGCCAUGUCCGCAGCUCUUCCUUCAACUACUCUCUCUGGUCUCAGGGCAGUCUCUGCAACAGCUUGUCACCCACCUGCAAUUUCCCAGAGUAUUUCUCUUCAUGUGUGCUGCUCAGUUUACUGGCCUGCUCAGUGUUCCUACAGAUCAGCAGUAUUGGUAAACUCUUCCUCAUGCUCUUCAUUGAGAUCCUGUACGUGCUCAUCAUGGAGGUGCCUGAGGUCAGCCUUUUUGACAACGUGGACCUGCUGGUCAUGGCCAAUGCUAUAGAGUAUAUUAAUGGAACAAGCUGUGUGAUAGACACGCGGGUUCCUCUAAAGAUCAUGACUCCAGUCGUCAUCACGGUCUUUGUGCUGGCGCUCUACCUUCAUGCACAGCAGGUGGAGUCUACAGCCAGACUGGACUUUCUCUGGAAGUUACAGGCCACAGAGGAGAAAGAGGAGAUGGAGGAACUUCAGGCCUAUAACCGUCGGCUUCUCCACAACAUCUUGCCCAAAGAUGUGGCUGCACACUUUCUGGCACGCGAGCGGCGGAAUGACGAGCUGUAUUAUCAGUCGUGCGAAUGUGUGGCUGUCAUGUUUGCCUCUAUCAGCAACUUCUCUGAGUUCUACGUGGAACUGGAGGCCAAUAAUGAAGGUGUGGAGUGCUUGAGACUACUCAACGAGAUCAUUGCUGACUUUGAUGAGAUCAUUAGUGAGGAUCAGUUUCGUCAACUAGAAAAGAUCAAAACCAUUGGCAGCACCUAUAUGGUCGCGUCUGGGCUUAAUGACUCCACUUAUGAUAAAGCAGGAAGGUCGCACAUUCGCGCUCUAGCCGACUACGCUAUGCGCCUCAUGGACCAGAUGAAAUACAUCAAUGAGCACUCUUUCAAUAACUUCAAAAUGAAGAUCGGUCUCAAUAUAGGUCCCGUCGUGGCUGGUGUCAUAGGGGCUCGUAAACCGCAAUAUGACAUAUGGGGGAAUACUGUGAAUGUAGCCAGCCGUAUGGACAGCACUGGGGUACCUGAGAGAAUACAGGUCACAACUGACCUCUACCAGGUUCUCAGCUCCUAUAACUACACACUGGAGUGCAGAGGCGUUGUGAAAGUCAAGGGCAAAGGAGAAAUGACAACCUACUUCCUAAAUGGAGGACCUAACAGCAGUUAACACUCAAUGUCUGAUAUUCAGAACAUUUUUGAGAUGACAUGGAGAGGAGGCGCUGUGGGCCGGGCCUGCCAGGCUGUUGAAGGGCAUCCUCCUGGACCAAUCACAAUAGGAUUUGUUCAGAAACAGCCCUCAGCCAGUCUAAGAGUGGCCUCUUUGCACACUUAAGACUUCCUGUAGGAUUAAUGGAGGGCUUUGCCCCCUUUAUUUAAGGCAUGGAACAGCUCAGAAAGAUGGUUCAUCCUCAGAGACCAAAGAAACAAAGGAAUCUCAAGGUAUACAAAGCAGUUCUCCCAGUCUUAUAUUUCUUAUAUUGAUUGGCAAGAGAGGACAGAUGAACUGCAU